Molecule: messenger RNA, 1305 nt
Organism: Penicillium cinerascens
Lineage: Eukaryota; Fungi; Ascomycota; Eurotiomycetes; Eurotiales; Aspergillaceae
Product: CFEM domain-containing protein
Exons: 8
Coding region: 1-1305 (434 amino acids)
Source: RefSeq, a predicted model, not a curated record
AUGCGCUUGUUGCUGAUACUGGGUCUAAUAUCGCCGGGUCUGGCAUCACCGCUUGCCACUUCGCAAUUAGUUGCGAGGGAAGAAGCUGUUCCUCAAUGUGCUAUUGAUUGCAAACAGCAAAUACUUGCCGACUCGGUCACACAGUGCUCCACGAACAACACACCAUGUCUCUGUGCGGACAAGGUAUAUCAAGCGAAGCUUGAAGAUUGCUGGUCGGCGAAUUGCACGACACCGGAGUCAUUGACGGCGCAAUACCUCAAUUCUCGCGAAUGCGACAUUCCAAUCGUGCAACGGUAUCCUGCGGCAGAUCCGGGUACCCUCAUCCCAUUUAUAGUUGCUAGCAUCCUUUUCACGAUCAGAAUGGCUGCCAAAUCCAAGCAUCUGGGUUGCGGUUGGGGUGCUGAUGAUUAUACUAUAAUUGUGGCAUACGGACUUGCUGUCAUAAUCUAUUCUUUGAACGUAUCAAUGAUCCAAUAUGGCUUCGGAAAGAAUAUUUGGGAUAUCGUUCCGCAGGAUGAUAUUACAAAGGCUUAUAAGCGCUUCUAUGCAUUCAUCCAUGUGUACAAGGCACUGAUAUCCCUUGCGAAAAUAUCCGUUUGCCUCUUCUUGCUCCGCAUUUUCCAGACCCCAAUAUUCCGCUAUAUCACCUAUACCAUGAUCGUGGUCAAUACCGCUAUUGCAAUCUCAUGGAUACUCGUUGACAGCUUCCAUUGUAUCCCUGUCCACCUAGCCUGGACCGGAUGGGAACACGAGGAAUCCGGAAAAUGUAUCAACUUUAUCACCUCAACUUUCGUCAACGGAUUCGUCAAUAUUGCGGUGGACGUUAUCAUGGUGAUGAUGCCCAUGUGGGAAGUGUUAAAACUGACGUUGUCCUUCCGCAAAAAAUUGGGGGUCGCGGUGAUGUUUGGAAUGGGCCUGGUAUUGACGGCCGUCGGAAUCGUGCGCGUAAUUAUUCUUUCACGCAAUGACUCUACCGAAAACCCGACCUUCGAAAUGGAGCCACUCAACUACUGGUCCGUCAUUGAAUGCCAGGUCGCCAUCAUCUGUGCUUGUUUACCUGCCACUCGAGCUUUCAUUGUCCACUACAUUCCGGGAAUGCUUGGUCAAAGUGAAAAUGCUUCCUCUAGCGGAGGUGCGCACACCUCUUCGAAUCCCCGCUCAAAGACAAUAUCCGCUGUCCAUCCCGGUAAUUUGGGCUUCAUUUCCAAAACGGUGUCAUAUCGCGUCGAUAGUACUGGCAGAUCUUCACAAAGUGCUUCGGACAGUUUUGUGAAACUGGUGGAAAUUCAGUCGCAAAGGACAUGA